UGAGGUUAAUAGCUGAGUUUCCCUGCCAGUCAGUCAGAACUGAAGAAGUCCUUUGGAUAAGGGACGAAACGUCUUCCAGUAGCUUCAACCAAGUCCAGUUGCCCUUCAUUUUAACCUUCGUUGGAUCCUCAGCAGUUAGUUCAGCGUCGUCAUGGCUUCUCCUUCCUAGUGUCCUCUACUAUCACUGGUACAAAUAUCAUAAGGUUUUACUAUACCACCUAUGAGAUAUUGCACUCUAAAAACCCCAACAGUAAAAUGUGAACAUGUUAACAUUUUCUGUGAACUUUGAGCUUUACCAAAAUAGGUCCUUAAUAGGUGACACCACCAAUUUCAUAUCUUCUGCUUCAUACUGUCUACUACUAUCACUGGUACAUAUAUCAGAACAUUUUACUGUACUAACUUGGAGAAAUUACACUCUAAAAACCCCUCCGACAGCGAACACUAAAUAGACAUUUAACAUUUCUGUGAACUUUGACCUUUGACCAAAAUAGUUCCUUAAUAGGUGACACCAGGGCCGUUAAAUAAGAGAGUUACGACACUCCCAUUAACUUCUGUUGGAACUGUGGAAUGUGGACGUAACACGCUUCAUGGGGCAGCCGAUAGUUCCAAACACUGAAUAGUUCCAGCGCUGAGCCCCGUUCAUUUCAGUGUUUCUGAAGUACGCUGCCUGCAGGACUGAUUCUGAGCGGAGAGUGGAACGAUGACCAGGCUGAUGGAGCUUGCAGAAAUGUCUGUCAGACAUCACAUUCAAGGAAAACCUUGUAUGUUUUGCACUAUUUACCAAAACUUCUUUCUUGACUUAAACUAAACAGCUUCUGGCAUUCAUUGAUAUUUACUUGUUGUGCAUGUGUAUGUGAAUGUGUCUUAACAUAACAUAAGAAUUUCAGUAAUUAUGACAAUAGAAGCAUGAGAAAAAAAUAUAUCCAUACUGUAAUGUAUUAUACCUUAUGGGAGCAGCCCCCCUUCUCUCCAAUAUUAAAAAAAUGUAAUUAAAUUUAAAGGGCUUUAUUGGCAUGAAGGUUUCAAGAACAGUGUUUCCAAAGAAUCAAAAUACAAUUUGUCAAUACACAUAGUAUACAGUAAGUUAAAAAUGGACAUGUUAUUAGUUAUAAAACAAAAUUUAAGUUUGGUGGAACUUGUGGAUUUUGUAAGGCAUAUCAUCAGGUGAUUAAACAAACAAAACAGGUGCUAAUGAUCAUACAUACAAUAUGUAGGUGGAAACAGGAUGAUUGAGUGAAACAGCCUAACUCAGUUUACAAGGUAAGAGAAGACAGUUUACUGGCAAGAGAAAGCACAGCAGCCAGACAUAAGGUAGAGCUACUGCAUAAGCAAGGUCUCUCCCAGGCAGCAGCCGGUGUGGACUGAUCAGUCAAAAUGUGUCUGUGUUCUGUUUAAUAGUUUAGCCUAUGUCUGGGGAAGGGUGAAAGGGUACAUUAGCCAUACUGAAAUGAAUCCCCAGUUAACAGUAAUGUUAUGGAUUGUAUUUAGGAGUGUAGUUAAUUCAUUCAGUAACCAUCUCUCUAGUUACAUUUCAACAGACCACACUGUGAAUGCUGUCUGUCCAUCACUCCCAGGAUAGAAUACACUAACUAUAAGUGUAGUCAACAUAGUAAUCAAUGCACAUUAUGCAUUAAUAUUGACCGAAAAUUGCUGCAAAUUAAGUCGCUGCUGUAAAUGUGUAAUGUUACCUUAUGGGAACAGCCCCUUUUCCUUCCAAAAUUAAACAGAAAAACUGAUUAAAUCUGUGUCUAUGUAUGUAAUGUAAGUGUCAACUCAGUAAUGAGAAUCAUAUUUUGUUAAUAUUUACCGAUAAUUGCUGUAAAUAUAGCUGCUUCUGGUGUCCGUCCCGCCUAAACCCAUUCAAACUGGUUGACAGCGCUGAGUCAUUUGGAACUAUGGAGAGCUACAUGAACCACGUGACGAGAUCAAAGAGUGUCGUAACUCUCUUAUUUAACAGCCCUGGGUGACACCACCUAUUUCAUAUCUUCUGCUUCAUAGUGUCCUCUACUAUAACUGGUAUAUAUAUUAUAAAAAAUUGGAGAAAUGAUACUACGAUUUGAGCGCUAAGACUUGAGACUUGACUUGGACUUGUAAAACGGUGACUUGGUCCCACCUCUGGUAAAAGAUCAAUGUUCACAGAAAUUAUAAUUGUCUGUUGAAUUUUCGCUGUUGGAGGAAUUUUUAGAGUGGAAUAUCUCAUAGCUCGUACAGUAAAACCUUCUGAUAUUUGUACCAGUGAUAGUAGAGGACACUAGUAAGGAGAAGCCAUGACAAUGCUGAACUAACUGCUGAGGAAUUAUGCUGGUGAAAGGUCAAAUUUCAUAUAAUUAUAAAGAAAAGGUACCUUUUGUAUUUGCAUCAAUAACAAAUAAUAAUAAAUUGUACUACUAUUAUCAUUAUUGUUAUUAGUAAUAUUAUUAUAUUUAUGUUGUAUGUAUUUGUGCUCAUAUAAUCACUAAGAGCAUCACAAAAAAAUACGUAUGUAUCUUUCAGGACCUUCGGCUCACUCUCACCUCGUUCUUACCAUAAUAACACUGCUUUAGGCGCAACAGAAAUCAGACGGCGGCUGGCCUGACCACGGUUUCGCAUUCGGCGGCUCGCGUUACCGCAGUCAUUAAUGUCUAUGUUGCAUUUCACUGCUGUAGUUCUGUAAGGUUGUGUUAAUUUCAUUUUAAACUGUUGGGUAGUUUAAUCUUUAGUAAUGCAUCAUAUUCUAAGAUAAUUAGAGCCUAUGUGUGAACCAAACCAUGUAGCCUAUCUCUAAAAAGUCAACUUUUCAUGAUCUCAAUAAAACAGCUCUGUUUUUAGCUUUGUGACUAUGCUUUUUUCAAAAAAUUUGGAUAGGCUAUGCAUGGUUUUCACUGAAAAUUAAAAAAGUAACUAGUGACUUAAGCUGUCAGACAAAUGUAGUCGAGAAAAUAGUACAAUAAUUCCCUCUGAAAUGAAGUGGAGUAGAAGUAUAAAGUUGCAUAAAAUUGGAAAUACUCAAAGUACCUCGAAUUUAUGUAAAUGUAUCUGGUUUACCGGAGUGACUGUGCGAAGCAAUGCUGAUAAAAAAUAGGCUACUACAUUUGAUAAAAUAAGGCAAAAUGUAGCACAGUAUUUGAUCAUGCUCAAAGUACCUUGGUUAUGCCAACACUGCAGAUCGAUUUUUCAUGCCCAAGAGUAAAGUUUGUUUUUAGCCUACAAAUUUAAGUAUACCUUACUACAAAUUUGAAUGCAGUCGGUUCAAUUUAACACAUCUUAUGUACCAAUUCGGAAUACAAAAAGUUGCCAAAUUGCUUAAGUGUAGUUUUAUCAGCUUAUUUGUCACUCUACAAUCUGCUGGAACAGUUACGUAGAGUUGUGCCACUGAACAGUAGUGUAAUUCAUAAACUAAUACAGUAUGUCCCAGAGGAGCAUUCAAAUCUGACUUUCUUUCAGUUCUCACUACCAAUGAGAUAUGGCUUCAGAGUGUACAGCAAGCUGAACAAAAGUGGAUUUAUAGAUAGAAAAGCUUCACUCUCGCACUGCUAAUGCUGUCAUCUUCAGGUUCCCGUUUGGGUAUUAAUGAUGUCUGACAUCAAAGGAAAGAAGUACAGACGUGCAAUACGAAGGCUGUUUCUCUGGGUUUCAUUGAUCAACUUCAUGCUGGUGCUGUACUGCUUGACAAAACCAAUCCAAUUGAAGAUAAGGGGCUCCCAGGAAGACACGUGUCCUCUCAGUAAAGGCAGACCAUUGAAGAAAAAUUUGAGCAUGCCUUCUCAAAGCACAAAUUCCCAGUCAGAAGAGUGUUCCCCCAGAGUGAACCUCAUGUUCAUGAAGACCCAUAAAACUGCUAGUAGCACCGUACUAAACAUCCUCUUCAGAUUUGGAGAAAAGCACAAGCUUAAAUUUGCCUUCCCUGAUGGGCGCAAUGACUUUUUCUACCCAUCGCCUUUCUUGUGCUCCAAGGUGAGGGACUACAGGCCUGGAGACUGUUUCAACAUAGUUUGUAACCACAUGCGCUUUGACCAUCAGGAAGUAGCCAAGGUUCUGCCUCCAGAUGCCGCGUACUUCACCAUCUUACGUAACCCAGUGGAUCUCUUUGAGUCAUCCUUCCAUUAUUAUCAGAGAGAUGUUCCUCUCACAUGGAGGAUUGAUGGAGGGAACAAAGUGGUGAAGUUUCUGAACAAUCCUCAGUCCUUCUACAGCCCACAGGCGUACAACUCAUUCUAUCUUAAAAAUUUGCUCUUUUUUGACUUUGGUUUUGAUAACAACCUGGAGGCUGAUGAUCCUCUUGUAAUGAUGAAUAUUCACAGCUUAUCCAAACAAUUUGAUCUGGUUCUCAUAGCAGAAUAUUUUGAUGAGUCUCUUAUCCUGCUUAAGGAAACACUCUGUUGGACCAUGGAGGACAUCCUGUAUUUUAAACUAAAUGCUCGCAAGAGCUCAUCCAUAUCUCGACUGACCCCUGAGUUGAGAGCCAAAGCUUUACAGUGGAACGGGGCUGACUGGAGACUUUAUCAGCACUUUAAUGCUACCUUCUGGGCCAGGGUAGAGGAGUUUGGGAGAGAAAGAAUGAAACGGGAGGUGAAAGAGCUAAAGAGAAGAAAUGCUGAGAUGAAGGUCAUCUGUAUUGAGGAUGGAGGUGCAGUCGAAGCCCGAAAGAUUCGGGACAGACAUUUUCUGCCUUGGCAGCCGCUUGGAGAGUCAUCCAUCCUGGGAUACAACAUAAAGAAAGACAUUGAUCCCAAAUUCAGGACAGUUUGUCAAAAAAUGCUCACACCUGAAAUACAAUACUUAUCGGACCUUGGCGUUAGCGUGUGGCUUACUAGACUAUGGGGUUGGUUUAAAGAUACUGUUUUGUAUCCAAUUUGACUUGGAUUAAGACAUUUACAGCUAUGUUGUCCUCUUAUUUUUGGAACAUUUUCUUUUCUUUUCAAUGAUGCAUCCAUAUUGUUAAUUCAGGUUUGUCACAUAGAAGCUGAAUCUCCCAGAUACCCCAGUUUACCAUUCCCAAAUAGACCUACAGAUGUUUCACAGUUAUCAUAGAUACGUCUUCUCUUUUGGCUGUUAAUUGCUUCUCAAAUUUUGCUGUAUUUCAAAAUUUUGCACUACUAAAAAAUGCCAACCCUUUGGGUGUACACUCAAACAAAAUGGGUUCAGGCUGAAAGUGUGAACAGUAAAAAUCUGCAAUGUUUUUGUACCUGAAUUAUUCAAAUUCUGCUGUUGACACUCCCCUCCCUGGUAAGAUUUACAUAGUCAAUGUUUCAGCAAUAUUGAGCAAAGCUUAUUUGAUAGGUCAUCAAAUGCAGCACAAAUGUUUUUGGCCCAAGUUAUAUGUAUGUUUCGGGAGAACAUAAAAUAACAUAGUUGUAGUGGA
Molecule: messenger RNA, 5341 nt
Organism: Micropterus salmoides (largemouth bass)
Lineage: Eukaryota; Metazoa; Chordata; Actinopteri; Centrarchiformes; Centrarchidae
Product: galactosylceramide sulfotransferase-like
Exons: 4
Coding region: 3550-4836 (428 amino acids)
Biological process (GO): galactosylceramide biosynthetic process; myelination
Cellular component (GO): membrane
Molecular function (GO): galactosylceramide sulfotransferase activity
Source: RefSeq, a predicted model, not a curated record